GAACGUUUUAUAGACCAGUUAAUUUGGUUAAUUUAGUGCAAAUGUGUGUUUAGAAAUAAUGGGUGUCAUAUAAUAUUUUGCACAAUAUUCGCAUCAGUCUAUACUAAACUGACUACCAGCCAAAAAUUCAGCUGUAUUAAAAUAAAGUGUCUGUGCGUUGUGUAUGUAGUAUAUGAUAAUUUUUAUUUUUAGUUGGUGUAAAUUUACAUAUGUACAGUGAAAAAAUACGGUUCUAAACAGACUAAAAUAUGAACUACUCUAGCCGCUUUCUUUUGAAACUAGUGAACGUACGGCCAUAAUAAAAUACAAAUGGGUUAGCAUCGAACAAAUAAACCGUAAAAUACGCUCAUAAUAAACCACCAAAAUUAAAGAAAAAACACAAAAUAAUGUCAAAAGGAGAGAAUGAGACUGAGAAAAAUUAAGAGAAGUCAUCAUGGAAGCGGUUGGAGGGUAAUAAGGAGAUGUGUGAUAUUUUUUACAGCUAUUUGCUUUGUACCGGUUUUUUUGGUCUUUAUGGUUGCUACCGAUCAUUAUGUUAGACCUGAUAGACACAGACUGUCUUUUAGCAUGCAAAAGCCUUUUAGAGAUUAUCCAGAUGCACACGUAGCAUCUUUAAAAAACCAUAGUAUGCCUCGAGUACUAAACCGACUAGAAAACCGCCAUAAGCAUUUAAAAAGAGCUUGUCAUAUUCUCGGCCUAGAUAAGCCUGGCAACGAUUCCUUACAUAAGCCUAAUCCUUGGGAGUACUUGGUUGACAAUAAGCAUCAUUUGGUUUGGUGUAACGUUUUUAAGGCCGCCAGUACUUCGUGGAUGUAUAAUUUUAAUAUUUUAGCUGGUUAUCCUAAGAAUUUUCUUCAAAAAAGCCACACACCGCCUUUAACAUUAGCUAGGAAAAAAUACGGCCGUCCAACUUUAGAAACUUUACAAAAAGCUUUAGGAGAUAAUAACGCGGUUUCUUUCCUUAUUGUACGACAUCCCUUGGAGCGACUGUUAUCGGCUUAUAGAGAUAAAAUACAGUACGCGGUUGCUAGCUCCUACCACUUUAAGUUGGGAAAAGAUAUUAUCAAGAGGUACCGAAAAAAUAAGAAUGCUUAUCGACCACGAUAUCCAACUUAUUCGGAAUUUGUACAGUGGCUAGUCGAUUCGGCAAGUAGAGGAAAACCGCUGGAUAUGCAUUGGACUCCUGUUACUGAGUUCUGUACUCCAUGCAUGUUCAAUAUAAAGUUUAUUGCUCAUACAGAAACGUUGGAAGAAGACCAGGAGUAUAUUAUAAAACAUGCUGGCCUACAAGAUGUUAUAAGGCCUGAAUGGAGAAAUGCUGGAAAAGGAUCCACAACGGCUCAUAUUUCGAGCCAUUACUCUCAGCUUACUAGAUCUCAGAUUUUGCAACUUUAUCAUAUCUUUAGGUUUGACUUUGAACUUUUCAACUACUCGUUAACUGGUUACUUAGAGGUAGGUCAACCCGACCAAGAUCCAUCCGCGCUUCUGGCUGCGAUAACUCUUAAAGAUAAUAAUCCUAAUUCAAUACCACAUAUUUACUAACAGACACGCAUUAUUGUUGAAUUUUAAAUAUACAUUUUGUUAAAUAGA
Molecule: messenger RNA, 1590 nt
Organism: Anthonomus grandis grandis
Lineage: Eukaryota; Metazoa; Arthropoda; Insecta; Coleoptera; Curculionidae
Product: carbohydrate sulfotransferase 11-like
Exons: 7
Coding region: 403-1542 (379 amino acids)
Biological process (GO): carbohydrate biosynthetic process
Cellular component (GO): membrane
Molecular function (GO): sulfotransferase activity
Source: RefSeq, a predicted model, not a curated record